CUUCCCACUUCUAACGUCCGAGUUGCCUUGCCCCGGCCCUCCUCCUUUAUUCUAGUCGCCGUUUCCCAGCAACAUGUUUUGACGGCAUGGAAUUAUGCGGUGGCCCAAUAGUUGACACCUACCCUUCAUUGAACUUGCCGUUUGCAGAUAUUUCUUUCUUAAUGGCUGAAAAUUUGAUAAGGCAAAUUUCUGGGUGGUCUCGCUAGCUUGCUGGUAUCGCCAGAGUUUCAAAUGCUUGUUGCCGAUUCAUUUGAAGCGGCUCUGAUUUCUUUUGAUCUACGAAUCAGGAGAAGUUUUGUGAAGGGUUGCUUUUAAGUAUAAGCUAUGGAGUAAUUACAGAUUUCUAACCGAAGUUUUCAAACUGAUGGACAGAAUACAUAGAGUUUGGUUGCGUACAGAUACUGGAAUUUAUUUUUUGAACUCAGGCAGCAUAUGAAGGAAUUGUGACAUAAUAUUGGUGUAUGCUUCUGCAGUUGAACGUGAUAUGGUUAUGUUGGGAUACAUUAAAUAAAUUUCUAGAGAUGACGAAAGAAAUAGGUUUGAAUUGUUCGGUGCAGGAAGAUGAAAAGAGAGAGGAUAACUUCUUGAAAAUGAAUUCAAGGGACAGCGCAUAUGUGGGUGGUUCUAGACUUAAACCAAGUGUUUCACUUCUCCCUGGUCUUAUUGAUGAUGUUGCUCUAAAUUGUUUAGCAUGGGUUAGUAGAUCAGAUUAUGCUUCACUAUCGUGUAUAAAUAAAAGGUACAAUAAGCUGAUUAAGAGUGGGUAUUUAUAUGGUUUGAGGAAACAAUUGGGAAUUGAGGAGAAGGAGCAUUGGGUUUACUUGGUUUGUGAUCCUAGGGGUUGGGAGGCUUUUAACAACGCCAAAAAGAAAUGGAUGGCAUUACCUAAGAUGCCUUGUGAUGAAUGUUUUAACCAUGCAGACAAGGAGUCAUUGGCUGUGGACUGUGAACUGUUGGUUUUUGGUAGGGAGUUGCUGGAUUUUUCUAUUUGGAAGUAUAAUCUGAUUUUCCAGAGUUGGGUAAAGUGUCAGGGGAUGAACCAACCUCGUUGUUUGUUUGGUUCUGGUAGUCUUGGUUCAAUUGCUAUUGUAGCAGGCGGGAGUGAUAAAAAUGGAAAUGUUCUGAAAUCAGCUGAGUUGUAUGACUCUGCUUCAGGUGUAUGGGAGCUGUUACCUAAUAUGCAUACACCACGAAGACUUUGCUCUGGCUUUUUUAUGGAUGGGAAAUUCUAUGUGGUUGGUGGCAUGUCAAGUCCUGCUGUUUCAUUAACUUGUGGAGAGGAGUAUGAUCUGGAGACAAGAAGUUGGCGGAAAAUAGAGGGAAUGUACCCCUAUGUUAACAGAGCUGCUCAGGCGCCACCACUUGUGGCAGUUGUAGAUGACCAGUUAUAUGCAGUUGAGCAUGUAACCAACAUGGUGAAGAAAUAUGACAAGGACAAGAAUACCUGGAAUGACUUGGGAAGGCUUCCAGUCCGGGCAGAUUCGUCAAAUGGCUGGGGCCUAGCUUUCAAGGCUUGUGAUGAGCAGAUUCUGGUUGUGGGUGGUCAAAGAGGUCCAGAAGGUGAAGCUGUUGUUCUCAACUCAUGGUGUCCUAAGUCAGGUGCCAAAAACGGAACCUUAGAUUGGCAGGUUCUUGCCGUGAAGGAGCAUGUUGGAGUGUUUGUGUACAAUUGUGCUGUUAUGGGAUGUUGAUAUACUUAGAUUGACUCAACAGGAGCUGUUGGUAUCUGACUUAACCUUGGAGGGUGCUUCCAUGUGCAUUCGUUUCAUUUAUCAAGCUGAAUUGUUGCUGGGGGUUGGAUUUAUUUAGUGGAGAAUUUGGUUUUGUAUUUUUAACAUGGCUUUGGAUGUGUUUCUCACUUUCAUAAUCCAUCCUUCUAUUAAAUUUCUUCUGAGAUCACUCUGUAGGUUUACAUCUACAUCUCCUGUCAUAUUUUUCCUUUUCUCUUCGGUCAUACCCAUCUAUGUAAACCAAUAAUUCAUAGAGUUUUGUUGUUUAAUGAUGUGAUGCUCAUUGUUUCUUGCUU
Molecule: messenger RNA, 2026 nt
Organism: Prosopis cineraria
Lineage: Eukaryota; Viridiplantae; Streptophyta; Magnoliopsida; Fabales; Fabaceae
Product: F-box/kelch-repeat protein At5g60570-like
Exons: 2
Coding region: 462-1691 (409 amino acids)
Cellular component (GO): nucleus
Molecular function (GO): protein binding
Source: RefSeq, a predicted model, not a curated record